AGAUGAGAAGCAGAACACAAAUUGAGUGACCCUUGCUGCUGGUGAUAAAUUGAUGACGCCUAAUGAACUGCACUGUGGCACUUCUCUGUUUAGUUGACAUAGUGAUGAACCAGUCUCUCUGAUCUUUAUUACCAAGGAGUGUCUUAAAUGUAUUAACCAUAAACCAGUCCAACAGCAUAUAAUAGAUUGUGACUUGGGGUUAUGUCACAGUUAAUGACUCCACCUGUAUAAACCACAGGUAUUGUGUAUCCUACACCCAGUGAAAUAAUAAUAGAAGGUGAGCAGGUGAAACAAAACUCUCAAGUUUUGAGGACCCCACCCCACCACCACCGGUCCAAUCAUCAAACAGCAGACAAAGUUAGGGACUAGCUGGUGAACAAAUUGAGCAUCUAGCUAGCUGCUUAAGAGGUGAAUAUUUUCCAUAGGAGUUGGGAGAACAGGCGAAAGCUAAAAGGGUUGUCCAUGUUCAUCACAUGGAAACCCUUUUAGCUUUCGACAACUCCCAUUUUAAUGUAAAUGUUGUUCCAUAUCUGAUGGAUGUGUAAAUAGCUAACUGUUUGCUUAGUGUGAUUUUUGGCUUCCAUGAGACCAAAAAAAACCUUUUGUAGCUUUUGUUGACAAGAUCAUAAUGUGACAAUGCCAAAGUUUGCUAACAGUAGCCCAUGAGCUACUGGUCAUACCAGACCACUCAAAGCUGUAGCAGUAAAACCCUUGAGUGUAUUGGAUUAAGCAAAUGUGUGUUUUAUUGCUCACAAAUUUAACCUUUUAUUUAUAAGGAGAAGAAAGAGUUUUUUUCCUUUCAAAUGUUACAUAGUGUCUCUUUAAAAUUAAAACUCCCUGCUGUUAUCAGAGUAAUUCUAUGAAGUCAAAGAUCAGACCAGUAAAUUAAGACAAGAAGUUUAUCUUUGUACAUCAUAAAUAGUUAAGCAUUAAAAAUUUUUUACCAUCUUCACAUUUAGUCACUAGAAGCGGUACUGAACUGACCCACCUUUGGGAGGUUACAUGCAACAGCAGUGAUGAGAUGUUGUUCACGAAAGUUUUUAUUUUCUUCUUUGCCUAUCUUUCAGGGGAGUCCUUAUCAGUGCUCAACACACUGACGCCAGUGAACAAGAGCACAGACUCCCAUCUCAGCCAAGUGUACUGUUUUAUAACUUGAUUUUAUAGUGGUACAAAUAAGUCUGUUAGAAGUCGGGUUCCCUUGAGGUUUGAGGAACAACCUGUCACGUGACAGCAGAAAACUGGCAGUGAAAUUCACACUUAGAAUUACUGACAGUGGAAACCACAACCAAGGAGGGAAUCCCUAUAGGAUAUUAUGCAGAUCAUGGCUUAAAUGAUAACUGCCACACAGAGAUUAUUAAGUCCCUUGGGCUAUAAAUGUGAUCCUCCCUCAAAAGAUAAUGAAUGUCAUAUUUACAUCUUUAUUGCAGUGACAGUCUGUGAGAUGCUCCACGGUGUCUCCUCUGACAACCAGGGUCCAAAGGCUGCAUAUAAAUUCAUUCAACAGCUACUGUUUUACCUGUUGAAUCUACAUCAAGGCCACUUAUAUAGUACUGUUCAAUGUCAGUAUGUGGAUGUGCUGAUAUGCCCUAAAAUAGUUUCAGAAUUAUAUUUGAACAAUGUGACUGACAUUAAUUACUUAUAUCAGACUGCUUCAGAAGAUUGAACUGCAGUCCGGUACAACUGUACAUUUGGAUACAAGCUAUGACUAUAACACUGCAAGAUUAAAUUCUAAUGGACGAACUCCAAAUGGAUUGACUCAGCAAGGAAGACACCUCCUUGAUGACAAGACAGAUAUUCACCUCAUGCGUCAGUGAUCAGUUUCUCUUCCUCUUCCUUCCUAUCACAGUGGGCUCAAAGUCAAAGUGCCAUAAAACCACUGUGUGAGUCUUACUAGGGCUGUGUCUCCUCCUUCUUCAUACUGGGACGAGUUCAACAAGGCGUCAAGACAAACGGCAGUGACGCUGAACACAGAGGUGAACCUUGGUAAAGAACGCAACCAAGAGAACACGCAGUAGGAAAGCUGAAAAUUGGUGAUGCUGCGAAAGGGGGAGUGGGUGUGGGUGGACUCUGUCAUUGGGGCACCCAUCGGAGCCAGGAUAAAAGUAACGCCAUCGGGUCAGCGGUUUCUGGUGGACGAUGAGGGAAAGGAGCAGAGUUUGUCCCAGGAGCAGGAGGCCUCUCUCAGGGUCAUGCACCCUACAUCAGUGGAGGGUGUGGAUGACAUGAUCAAACUUGGGGACAUGAACGAGGCUGGCCUCCUCCGAAACCUGCUGAUCAGACACAAACAAGGAAUCAUCUAUACCUACACAGGGUCAGUGUUGGUUGCAGUGAACCCCUACCAGGAUUUUCCCAUAUAUUCAGCUGACCAGGUGAGGUUGUACCACAGUCGAAAGCUUGGGGAACUCCCACCUCACAUCUUUGCCAUCGCUGAAUCCUGCUACUUUAACAUGACACGUCAUCUCAGGAACCAGUGCUGCAUCAUCAGUGGGGAGUCCGGGGCAGGGAAGACAGAGAGCACUAAGCUGAUCCUGCAGUACUUGGCAGCAGUCAGUGGUCAGCAGUCUGAACAGAGGAUUGAACAACAAAUCCUGGAGUCCAACCCGAUACUAGAAGCUUUUGGAAAUGCUAAGACAAUCCGCAAUGACAACUCCAGUCGCUUUGGGAAAUAUUUGGAGAUCUUCUUCAAUAAGGACGGAGUGAUUGAGGCUGCUCGUGUGGAGCAGUAUCUUCUGGAGAAGUCGCGUGUCUGUCAUCAGGCACUGGAGGAGCGAAACUACCACAUGUUUUAUUGCAUGUUGGUAGGAAUCACAGCAGAGGAGAAGAAAACUCUGAGGCUUGGAGAUGCUAAGGAAUACAAUUUUCUUACCAAGGGUAACUGUAUCGUGUGUGAAGGCAGGGACGAUGCCAAAGACUACAUUCGUAUCCGUUCUGCCAUGAAAAUCCUGACCUUCUCGGAAAAACAGUGUCAGGAAAUCCUCAAGCUGCUGGCAGCCAUAUUGCACCUGGGAAACGUCUGCUUUGAGGCCACCACUCAAAAUAACCUGGAAACCAGUGAUGUCAGCAAGUCAGAACAUUUCAGCAUGGCAGCAUCACUACUGGAAGUAGAGAAGUCCUCUCUGGAGAGGAGUUUGACCCACCGUUCCUUUAUGACCAACAGAGAGAGGGUGACCAAACCUCUCAGCUCUGAACAGGCGUCUGACUGUAGAGAUGCCCUGGUCAAGGCUAUCUACAACAAACUGUUCAUAUGGAUCGUUGAAAAAAUCAACAGUGUCAUCUAUAAGAAGCUGUCCAACAGCCCCAAGUCUUCCUAUCUGUCCAUUGGCCUGCUUGACAUCUUUGGCUUUGAGAACUUCAACACAAAUAGCUUUGAGCAGCUGUGCAUUAACUUUGCCAAUGAGAAGCUCCAACAGUUCUUCGUGGGUCACAUCUUCAAGUUGGAGCAGGAGGAGUACCUGAAAGAGGACAUUGUGUGGAAUAACAUCAACUUUAGUGACAAUCAAAACAUCCUGGACCUUCUGGCUGGGAAAUCUUGUAACCUGCUGGCUCUGAUUGAUGAGGAGAGCCACUUUCCAAAGGGCUCAGACUCCACUCUGCUGAACAAGAUGAACCAACAACACAGUAGGGACAAGAGCUACAUCGCCUCAAGGAGUCAGUAUGACACAAACUUUGGGAUUCAGCACUUUGCAGGCGUGGUUUACUAUGACUCCACAGGAUUCCUGGAAAAGAACAGAGAUGCCAUCAGUUCUGACAUUAUCAAGAUGGUUGAAAUGUCCAAAAAUAAGCUACUUCGUCAGACAUUUGAGACUGAGCUUUCAACCAAUGGGCUGAAGAUUACAAAUAACAACAAGGUUGUGAUGACACCCAAGAGCUCUCUACGGGCCCAGGCUGACAAACGUAAACAAGUGCCAACGCUGAGUGGACAGUUCCGUCAGUCUCUGGACUCCCUCAUGAAGGCCCUGUCCGCCUGCCAGCCUUUCUUCAUCCGCUGCUUCAAACCCAAUAAUGACAAGCAGUCUGAGGUGUUUGACAGAGAGCUGUGUAUGCGUCAGCUCAGAUACUCUGGCAUGAUGGACACCAUUCGCAUCCGGAAUCUGGGAUACCCAAUUCGCCACACCUUUGAGGAAUUCCUGAAGCGCUAUAGGGUGCUCCUGAAGACGACCAUCUGUAACCCCAAAACCGAGACAGCUGCUGCCUGUUGUGAAGCCAUCUGCAGGACUGUGAUUAAAGGGGAGGACGAGUGGAAAAUAGGCAGGACCAAGAUUUUCCUGAAGGAUGCUCAUGACGCUGUCCUGGAACGACUGAGGGAACAAGAACUCAGCAGAGUGGCUGUGGUGAUCCAGAGGGUCAUGAUGGGACACAAAGACAGGAAGUCUUUUCUGAAGAAACGAAGGGCAGCUGUGGUGUUGCAGAGGCGCUGGAGAGCUUACAGAGAAGAGAAAGUGCGAAGAAAGCUGAAGCACGGCUAUGAACGGCUGGUAUCAAAGAUCCGUAGUCGGAAUCUCCAGUCACAGUACCAAAGACAGCGAGCAGCAGUACUCACCAUACAGAAACAGGUACGAGGCUACCGGGUGAGGAAGAGCUGGAAGCAAAAGAGAGAGGCAGUCAUACUGCUGCAGGCUUACACCAGAGGACUCCUGGCCAGAAAAACGGCUCAAAGGAUGAGGAAUGAUAGAGAGAACCAGGCACAAAUAGCCUUGGAGCUUCAGGGGAGACUGAAUGAUCUUAUCGCACUGCAACCCGUGGAGGAGCCGGAGCCAGUCACUGAAUGGGAUUCAGAGAACUCGUAUGAUCUCCGGCCUGCUCCUGUUGUGGAAGUGGUGGAGCCAAAAGCAUCAGAAUCAGAACCAGAGAGGAGGAACAUGCCAGAGCCUGCAGACGAAACCUCUGCUGAGACCCCAGGGCCAGAGAUCCCCCCUCCAAUGUCAACCACUCCUAUCCCAUCACUGGAAGAAGAUGAUGACGAGUUUGAUGAGGAUGACGACCAGUUUUCAUUCUAUAAAUUCAGUGAGCUUAACUUCCAGGGCAAUGCUACCCACACACACGUCACACAGAGACUGAGGCAGCCCCUUCUGCCCCACGAUGACGAGGGUGAUACACUGGCUUGUUUAACAUUGUCAUGGAUUAUUCUACGGUUCAUGGGGGACAUACCAGAACCAAAAUCUCUGGACACAACAUCUCAAGCAUCCAGCACCAUCUCGCAUCAUCUGCCUAAUAAGCAGGGUAGGAGGCUGAGCAACCUGGUGGGACUGGACCAGAAAAUACUGAGGAAGAACAAGAAAAAGCUUGGCGGUGGAAACAGAAGAGCCUCUGCUAUUCCUGAAGAGCCAGAGAACAUGACAGAGGACGAGGACGUUUUGAUUGGAGAAGGUCCAACGCUGCAUCGGCCGCUUUCAGCCCUGGAAAAACUGCACAUUAUCAUUGGAUACGCUUUAUCAAGACGAGACAUACGGGAUGAGAUUUACUGCCAGAUCUGUAAGCAGCUGGUGAAAAACAAGAACAGGAAGAGCCGUAUGCAAGGCUGGACCCUCCUCUCCAUCUGUCUUGGUAUCUUCCCUCCAACAGAACUGUUCAUGAAGUAUUUGGAGAGUUUUGUCCGCAAAGGUCCAAGUGCUUAUGGAGCAUACUGUACUGAGCGCCUGCGCCGGAUAAUAGCUAAUGGAGAAAGAAAAGAGUUGCCCUGUUGGAUAGAGCUACAGGCUGCCAAGUCCAAGGAGCCCAUAGAUGUGACUGUGACUCUAAUGGACGACCGUACCAUCAGUCUUCAGCUGGAAUCAGCCUCCACCUCUGCUGAGGUCUGUCAAGCUGUGGCUGAAAAGACUAAUCUCAAAGACACACAUGGAUUCUCCCUGUACAUCAGCCUCUAUGAUAAGAUGUGGUCUUUGGGCAGCUGCGGGAAGCAUGUGCUGGAUGCUGUAUCGCAGUGUGAGCAAGAGAUGAGGAGGCAAGGUAAACAUGAGAGGGACACCCCCUGGAGUCUCUCCUUGCGCAAGGAACUGUUCACACCGUGGCAUGACUGCUCAGAGGAUCCGAUCAGCACAGACCUAAUUUACAGACAGGUCAUCAAGGGAAUCAAGUCAGCAGAUUACACCAGCGAGAAGGAGGAUGGAUAUGUCCAGCUGGCAGCAAUGCACUAUUACAUCCAGUUUGGCUCUACAAACAGCAGAGAGAACAUCCAGAAGGUGGUUGAGGAGUGCAUCGCCACUCAGCUUAUUGAGAACAAAUCCAUGACAAAGUGGAUCCAACUCAUCAACUCAGCACUGUCACAGGCUCCUUUUAACAAUGGAAAGCAGAGCAGAGAAAGCGUCAAAGGGGAACUGGUGGACAGUGCUCGAAAGGAGUGGCCACUCCACUUCUCCAAGUUUUAUGAAGUUACAAUGACGUCAGGACCUCCUUUGCCCAAAAGCAGGUUUUUUGUGGCUGUAAACUGGAGUGGCAUUUUCUUCAUGGACGGGAGAGAAAAAAGACUCCUUGAGCUUCCUUACAUAGAAAUGCAAGAAGUCCACAAGAUUAGUCCCCAGAUAGUGAGAUUGGCCACAGUCAGAGGAGACUUUGACCUGAGGUGUGCAGAAGCUGUGGAAAUGGCUGCACUUAUAGAGGAUACCCUGAAAGGGCUGAGACAGCACUCAGUGUACGCACUGGCUCAGCAGGAUACCAACAAACCAGAUGACCCCAUGUUUCUGGUUUGUAAGCGAGGCGACCUGCUGCUGGUAGAAAAAGAUGAAGAAUAUUCUCCUGAGGAGACCUGGAUCAAAGCAACUAACCAGCGGACCAGCAGCAGUGGUGCAGUCUAUAAGGAUACAGUGCAGUUUCUGCCAACUCUCACCAGGCCCACUGAAGAUAUGCUGGAACUGCUUAUUCCAGGCCAGAGGAAACAUUCAGCCGCACAAAGCGCCCCGCAGAGAGACGAAACAGUGGCUCCUGUCUCAUUAAAAGAGUUUUCACUUGAGAACUUCAGGCCUGCGGGUCGACAAGGUGCAUCCAAGGGGGUUGGCAGAGAGAAGCUGUGGAGUAGUUCCAGAGAACCUCUCAAGCAGCCACUGAUGAAGACUCUGGUCGGCAACUCUGACCUCAGCAACCUGGCCUGCAACGCUUCCAUUGCUAUUCUGAAGUACAUGGGCGACUACCCCAUCAAACACUCUCGCAGCCCUGUAGAGCUGACUGACCAGAUCUUUGGUCCCGCCACCCAGCAUGAAGCCCUGCAGGAUGAGAUCUACUGCCAGAUUAUGAGGCAGAUGACCAGCAACAACAACAGGUUGAGUAUGGAGCGUGGAUGGCAGCUCAUGUGGCUGUGUUCAGGCUUGUUCCCGCCCAGUCAGAAUUUGAUGAGACACACUCAGCGCUUCCUGGAGUCGCGGCCCAGAGAACCACUGGCUUCCGUCUGCCUGCAGAGGCUGCUGUCGAUGUGCAGUAAGAAGCCCAGGAAGCUUCCGCCUCAUCUGGUAGAAGUGGACGCCAUCCAACAGAACAGCACCAUGAUCUUCCAUAAAGUCCAUUUCCCAAACGACACCAGUGAUAUAUUCGAGGUAGCAUCAACAACAACAAUCAAAGAACUGUGCUACAGUAUUGCCUCUCACCUCAAACUGAACUCGGCCGAUGGAUAUAGCCUCUACCUGAAAACACCAAACAAGGUCAUGAGUUUGGAUGAGGAGAGAUAUUUCUUUGACAGUUUAAGGCAGACUUCAGACUCUCCUAAGAAAGGAAAAAGAGUGAGAGAAGGCAACCAAGCCAACGUUCCCUACCUGGUGAUCUUUAAGAGGAAGCUCUGGUUCAAUGUGACCCCGGGGAAAGACCAGGUCGCAGACCUCACCUUCCAUUUCCCGCAGGAGAUGCCUAAGUACCUGCGGGGAAACCACAACUGCACCAAAGAGGACAUGAUCACCCUGGGUGGACUGCUGUUCAGAUCCAAAGUAGAUUCAGACAGGUCCCAGUUUGUGAUGAUCCCCAGAAUGCUGAGUGAGCUGGUUCCUGCUGACAAGAUCAAAAUCAUGUCCCCUGAAGACUGGAAGAAGCACAUCAUCUCCUCCUACAACAAACAGAGCGGCAUCACAUUGCAGGAAGCCAAAAUUGCCUUCCUGAGAACCAUUUCAAGCUGGCCGACCUUCGGCUGUGCUUUCUUUGAAGUUAAACAAUCUUGUGAACCAAGCUACCCAAGUACAGUUAUGAUUGCCAUCAGCAAGCAAGGUGUCAGCUUAAUAAACCCAACAAACAAGGAGCUGCUGGUCAUGCACAAAUUCAGCCGCAUCCUUGAGUUCAGCAGCAAAGGCAACUUCUUCCAGAUGACAGUCGGCACCCUGAUGAAGUCCAGCUUUGUCUGUGAGACCACGCAGGCUUACGCAAUGGAGGACCUCCUUAGAUCGUACAUCAGCAUGUAUGAGAGGCAGAGGGAUGCCUUUCGUCCCAGGAACCACAUGUUUUCCUGAGGCUUCAAGAAGGACAGAAGUCCUGUGAUUUAUGUGCUUUGAAUGACAAACCCCCCAUAAUACAGAUUACUUCUACGAGACAAGAUAGUGACAUUCAAACUUCAUAGCUCUAUUCACAUUGUCUUUUUUUUACUCUUGAUUAAUAUUCUUGUGUCACUGUAUGUCUAGAAUAUUAAUUAAGAUUUGUGUAAAUUUAGUUGCAUUAAACUUGAGCAUGUCCAACCUUGA
This is a messenger RNA of Lates calcarifer (barramundi perch), 8648 nucleotides long. RefSeq names its product unconventional myosin-VIIa. Gene Ontology annotation, molecular function: cytoskeletal motor activity; protein binding; ATP binding. Lineage: Eukaryota; Metazoa; Chordata; Actinopteri; Centropomidae. The record is from RefSeq and is a predicted model, not a curated record. Gene Ontology annotation, cellular component: cytoskeleton; myosin complex. The coding region runs from base 2034 to 8420 and encodes 2128 amino acids. The transcript is spliced from 51 exons.